Messenger RNA from Tilletiopsis washingtonensis, 2544 nucleotides. RefSeq lists its product as hypothetical. The coding region runs from base 1 to 2544 and encodes 847 amino acids. Lineage: Eukaryota; Fungi; Basidiomycota; Exobasidiomycetes; Entylomatales. The transcript has 3 exons. The record is from RefSeq and is a predicted model, not a curated record.
AUGGACGCCCUCGCGGCCGCCAGCCGCUCGAGCGCCCACGGCGCCCUGCCGCCGGCGCUGCUCGCCGCCCUGUCCGCGCCCGGCGGUGCCGGCGCCGAGGCGCUCGAGGCGCUCGACGCCUUCGUGCACGAGCUCUUCGUGCUGCGUCUGGGCGCCGACUUUUUCAUCCAGGGCGUCGUGGCGCUUGCGCUCAUUGGCGGCCUUAUUCUUGGCGGCUCAUCCGUCAUUCUCUACCGCAUCUACCGCCAGAAGUUCUGGCUGUGGAAGGUGACGCGCCGCAGCGAGGGCAUCUACAUCAUCCCCAACAGCCUCAACUGCUUCCUCAUCUUCGAGGGCGCCUUUGGCAUUCUCUGGAUUGCGUUCAGCGUCGUGCAGUACAUCGCGUAUGGCCGGCGGUCCGAUGAGGCACAGGGACACCUUGCGGUGUUCAACACUGUCGUCUGGCUGCCGCUGUGGAUCGGCGCCUCGCUCGCCGGCUGGGGCUCGUUCUACACAGCUCCCGGCGCGCUGGACCGCGGACCACUGAGCAGCUCCAAGGUGGGGCGCUUCCUGCCGCGUCCGCUCAUCGUCAACCUCGUCUGUCUCGGCACGCCCUUCCUGCUCGCCGCCUCCGUGGCUGCGCCCAUGGCGCUGGCACAGCGCAGCCUCAACUCGAGCUUCGCCGCCUACCGCGCCUUUGCAGCGGACGUGCAGAGCGCCGUCGCCCAGGCGCCGCUGCCCUCGGACGCCGUCUCCGCCCUCGUGCGCCAAGCAAGCGGCGUGUGGGAGCAGCAGGUGCACGCCAUCGACCUGCAGGGCAUCACCUUUACCGUGUGGAGCGUCUGGGCGGGCCUCUUUCUCGUCUUCUACAUUCCCGCAGGCGGCUACCUGCUCUAUCUCGUCUGGCAGCAGAUGCAACGCCAGGGGCGCAUCGUGCGCGAGAUGGAGGAGCGGCAGAAGGACGCGCUGCCCGCGGAGAAGCCCGCUGCUGCGGGUGCAGCCAAUGCGCUGCAGAGGCCCGACAGCAUCACUGUUCUCAGCCCGUCUGGCGACUCGCUGCUCUUUCAGCCGCUCAAUGCUGCGCCGAACGUCGUUGCACCGGCAUCACGACGCGGCAGCACGCCAAGCCAGCACACCGGCUCUCCGCCAGUGACGCCUCGCACGCUCGUCAAUCCCGACACCAUUGAGAAGGGCUCGCUCAAGUGCAGCUCCGGCAAGCAGGACAGCGACUUCUUCUUCCCUCCUCUGCGGCCUGAUCUGCGUAAGCGAGCGACGCAGCGUGUCACCCAAGCGGGCACGCCUACAGCUCGCUACCGCUACCUGCGACGCUGCUUCAUCAACCUGCUGCUGCUCUACGUCUCCAUCACGCUCGGCGCAUUGGCGUAUCUCAUCAUUGCCUCUGUUCUAGGCGGACGACUCUCCGAUUGCAUCCGCAGUGGUCCAGACGCCAUGACGCGCCUAGUGUACGGCGCCAGCUGUGCCGCUUCCUGGGUGGCCGUCGUGUUCGGCACGCUCUCCUUUGCCUCGAUCUUCUCGCGCUUCUUCGAUCCCUCGCACGAGGAUGCCCAACGCACGCGCACGCCCUUUGCGGCGGCGGCGCGCUCGGGCAAGACGAACUCGGACAUGCUGAGUCCGCACGAACGCACACGGCCGCUGCCGGCCGUGCCCGAGAGCGUGGGCGCCACGAUGGACGCCGGCAUGCUCAGCAUGGGCGGCGGAGAGGAGCGCUCGACGAGCGACGUGCUCGACGGCAUCAAGUUUCAGCUGCGGCCCGAUGCGCAGGCGCCAGGCACACUGCUCAUGCGUCCCGUGGAUGGCGGCGCGGGUGGAAGCGCCGACGUGUCGCCGGAGUCGACACAGCUCGGCGUGGCACACGUCUUCCGACGAGGCGGACGACGCCAACGACGUCUGCAGGCGGAGCGAGCAGCGGCGCUCGAUGCGGCGGGCACGACGAGCUUCCCGGAGGAAGUGUCGCAGACCGACUCGCAGCGCUCCUUCAAGGCCGGCAGGACGGUGUACUACCCGACGCCGUACGGACACAUGCCGGCGCCCGCACGAGGCGAAGUGAUGCCGCUGCCGCCAGAGCGAUCGCCGCCGCCGACGGCCGCGGGUUCUGCUGCUCCACGCAGCGACGACGUGCAGCCCAUCGAGGAGCUCCGGGAGUACGAGCUGCCCUCGCCGCCGCCGGCCGUGCGUGGCUGGGUGCACGAGUGGGGCUCUGCUUCUUCCUCUGCGGCAGGCGCACGACGAGCCAGUGUGGCGCAUCACGCUCCUCCUCGCUCACCACCGCCAGCGCUCGCCGCAUAUCGCCGCCGCCCCAGCGCGCCGCUCCUCUGCGGCGCCGAGAUGGGCUCCUCCAUCCCUGCGGCCGCGGCGCGGCGCAGCAGUCUGCCGCAGCGCAGUCCGCCGCCCGGCGGCAGCCUGCCGCUGGUGCCCGGCGCCGUGCUGCCUCCCGCCGCCGAGGCGGUCGAGGAGGCGCCGCGAGGUACCCCGCCGGCGCCGCUGCUGCUCGACGGCUCGCGCCGCGUCGAGGCGGCGCGGCUGUCGCCGGGCAUCUUCUUCUGA